Molecule: messenger RNA, 417 nt
Organism: Pyrenophora tritici-repentis Pt-1C-BFP
Lineage: Eukaryota; Fungi; Ascomycota; Dothideomycetes; Pleosporales; Pleosporaceae
Source: RefSeq, a predicted model, not a curated record
AUGUCGUGUGCAGUGCGCGUCGGCGUGAUAGUCGACCAAGAUCUAGCCAGUUUCUCCAAGCUCAAAGUCACUCUCGCCACAUGCUUGUCGGUAAUAAUCCGGGGCGAGCGAGCCGCUAGGCUGCAACAGCUGUCCGAUGAACAAGAUGCUCUGCUCGCGGGGGUGAUUCGUGGGCGCAGCGGAACAUCUGGUCAUAGCAGCAAGAAUAGUGGACUUUUGGCUGUGGACGAGUCCGUUUGCUCGAAUAAACUUGGUAAACUGAGUCGGGCAGUGAAAGUCGGUGGGAAUGCGUUCACUUGUGAAGCGCUAGUGGAAUCGAAACGCGAACAGGGCCAGACGACUAGGACCAGCCGCAACAUUGGCGCGCGUGUGUCUGGCGAGACGAGAGGUAGUGUGCAAACAGGCGCCGAAUCGUGA